AUGAGUUCCAACGAAAACUCGACCAGCAACGAGUCCUCUGGUUCUAAUAAAGGCCACGGAGGUGCUGGCUACUCCCAUACCGGCUCCGGAACCAACUCACAGGUAGGCCGUCGAACGCCUGUUAUGCCGCCUGACCCAUCUAUAACAAAGGGGAAUCACUGGUGCAACCGCAAUUAUGGAAACGGCUCCAAUUCCUAUCACUAUUCCAACAGAGAUGGAAGCUACUACUAUGCUAAUCCAGAUGGAUCUAAGUAUUACAACAACGGGCGAGGUUCUUCGACCUAUACGACUCCCGACGGUCAAACAUAUUCCAAGUCCAAGUAA
Molecule: messenger RNA, 324 nt
Organism: Serendipita indica DSM 11827
Lineage: Eukaryota; Fungi; Basidiomycota; Agaricomycetes; Sebacinales; Serendipitaceae
Source: the annotation of a GenBank genome assembly